GAGACAGAGAAAGAGAGAGAGAUGAGAUGGAGCAAAACCUGGCAUCUCACUCGCUUUGCAGCUCAGAUUGGAAAAGCGCAUGUACUGCGAGUUUCGGUUCGCAUCCCUAACGCAGCAAGCCGUGCACUGGAAAGCGACGGAGGCGUGAAUGGGUUUACCAUCCAACCAAAGAGCCGCCAAGAAAUCACAAAACAGACCCACUGCUUGCAACCAACAGCUGCUUCGCUUUGACAGACACUCCUGUGUUCUUUCAGCAAGUUAAAAACAUUUUUUUUUAUCCUGUUAAAUGAAGUUUGUCAAGUUCUGGAGGGACACGUUUGCAACCUUUAUAUUUUACUAACGAGAAAGAAAAAGGAAGAAAUACGUUGUUGAGAGAGGGGAGGAAAUAUACUCAGUCCGCCUCUUCUCUCAGUGCACGCCACCCCCAUGUUCUAGAUAUUCUUAUGACUUUGCUAAAGUUCCAGAAGAUGACAACAGCAGCGAUGGACACCGAUAACAUCAACACAGGUGGGGUCAUCUCGUAUAUCGGCUCCACAGGGGGGUCCCCAAGUCGGACCAGCCCGGUGUCUCUGUACAGCGACAACUCCAACAGCAGCUUCCAGUCGCUGUGUCUCUCGCAGCCCCUGUUCGGCUGCUCCUUCCCCCCCUCCCCCAGCAGCUCCCUGUCCCAGUGCGGGGGGGGCGGGGGUUCCGGGGAGGAAUCGGGGUCCCCCAGCGCUGGGGGGUCCCCUCAGAGUGUGCGCUCCGGCAGAGGGGAGGGCCGCUGCUCCCCCAGCAAGGCAGCCAGCAGCAUCAGCAAGCUGAACGGCUUGGUGCUGCUGUGUAAGGUGUGUGGAGACGUGGCCUCGGGAUUCCACUAUGGUGUCCACGCCUGUGAGGGGUGCAAGGGUUUUUUCCGGCGCAGUAUCCAGCAGAAUAUCCAGUACAAGAAGUGCCUGAAGAACGAGAGCUGCUCAAUCAUGAGGAUCAACAGGAACCGCUGCCAGCAUUGCCGCUUCAAGAAGUGCCUGAGUGUGGGCAUGUCCCGGGACGCCGUGCGUUUCGGACGAAUCCCGAAGCGUGAGAAGCAGCGUAUGCUGGCGGAGAUGCAGAGCGCCAUGAACAACAUGGUGAAAUCAACAGCAGCAGCAGCCAGCUGCACCCCACAGCCCCCUCCCCUCCCCCCGCCCAGCCCCACCCACAACCCCUCACCCCCACCCCCCCCCGCCUCACCUCCCCAGUGGACCCCCUGCUCGCCCCCCAGCCCCGGAACCGACCGGACCAUCUCACAGAUCGCCAAGGCUCACAGAGAGAGCUUCGUCUUCGCUCACGACAGGCUCUCACGCACCGCACUGGCACCAGGCUGCCAAAAGGGGGCGCUAGACAACUGGGAUGCAAACCGCUGUGCCAGUGGGUACCAUUUUAAUGGAGUCAACAACCUCUACCGUCACGAUAACAACCUGCCCCUCUCCCACUCGCACAGCUAUCCUGCUGGCAGCCCCCCUGUCCUGAACCACCUCUCCCCCUGCCCCCAGGUCGGCCCUGACUUCCCCAGCAUUCACAGCUACUGCUUCAUGCACCAGAACUGUGCCAGUGAGCAGCAGCUGUGCUACAGCAAUGGCCAUGCUGGUCACAGCCAGGAAGUAGAGCCUCAGACACUCCGCCACUCCUGCUCAGACAGCCAGGGACAGAGCUGCCCAUGGGGAGGGACCCGGGACGUGCUGCUGGCCUGUCCGAUGAACAUGCACCCCCACAGUGAUGGGCUGCGCUCCCCGCAGGAGAUCUGGGACGAUUUCUCCCUCAGCUUCACCCCGGCCGUGCGCGAGGUCGUGGAAUUCUCCAAACACAUCCCGGGGUUCCAGGAGCUCUCCCAGCUGGACCAGGUCACCCUGCUCAAAGCCGCUACUUUCGAGGUGCUGGUGGUGCGCUUCGCCUCCCUCUUCAACGUGACGGCCCAGACAGUCACCUUCGUGUCGGGGUCCUCCUACAGCCUGCCUGCGCUGCGGGGGAUGGGGAUGGGCGAGCUGCUCAGCGCCAUGUUCGAGUUCAGCGAGAAGCUGAGUGCCCUGGAGCUGAGCCCCGAGGAGCUGGGGCUGUUCACCGCUGUCGUGCUUGUCUCCGCAGAUCGCUCUGGGAUCGAGGAUGUGAAUUCCGUGGAGCGGCUCCAGGAAUCUCUGAUCCGGGCGCUGAGGGUCCUGGUGACCCGGAGCUUCCCUCAGGAUCCGUCGCGCUUCACCAAGCUGCUGCUGAAACUGCCGGACCUGCGGAGCCUCAACAACAUGCACUCCGAGAAGCUGCUCUCGUUCCGUGUGGAGGCGUGAGCACAGCGAGCGGGAUCGCUGGAGAGAAGCAGGCGGACUCACACCCAGGGACACACCUCACACAGUGUCUGCUUCGCAGUGCUUUUACUACAGACCUCUGCUCGUGAUAACGCGCUGGGUUGUUGCGUGAUGCGCAGCUGUUACGGAUUCUGUCCCCCUGCGGCGAGAUGAAGAGUAAAGCUCUAAAACCACGAAUGCAGACGAGCUCGGCUCUUUCGCGCCCGGUGCGCGCCCAUCCUCUGCCCCUUCCUACACACGCACCCUCACCACGCAACCUCUGCUGUAGGGUAAGAUUUUUCAACAGGAAUCACAAUCGCAGUAAAGGCUGAUGAGACAUAUCAGGUUUUUUUUUGUUUUUUUAUAACCAGGGUGAAACAAGGUGUUAAUAAUUUAAGCUAGAAGAGAUUUUUUUUUUUUCUUUGUACAUUAUCAGAAUGCAGCUUUCUUCCUAUCACUGGUUGCACAUGUCUUGCUUUUAAACCAGAAUUGUUAAAAAAAAAGGGUUCUGAGCAAAUUAUAUAUAUAAAUAUUUUAAUAUAAAAAAGACAGUUUUGCAUAAAGAAUGUUAAAAAGUUGAGAUUAAAGUAGAUUAAAGAAACUGUCCAGCUGUUGUAAGCACUUCAGUAUUGUGCAUAUAUCUACCAUAGAGAUGAUAAUGUAUAUAACACUGUAUGUAUAAAAAAAUAA
This is a messenger RNA of Polyodon spathula (Mississippi paddlefish), 2987 nucleotides long. Its product is annotated as nuclear receptor subfamily 1 group D member 1-like. Gene Ontology annotation, biological process: positive regulation of transcription by RNA polymerase II; cell differentiation; hormone-mediated signaling pathway. Gene Ontology annotation, molecular function: RNA polymerase II cis-regulatory region sequence-specific DNA binding; nuclear receptor activity; zinc ion binding. The record is from RefSeq and is a predicted model, not a curated record. Lineage: Eukaryota; Metazoa; Chordata; Actinopteri; Acipenseriformes; Polyodontidae.